This is a messenger RNA of Fimicolochytrium jonesii, 255 nucleotides long. RefSeq names its product bola protein. The record is from RefSeq and is a predicted model, not a curated record. Gene Ontology annotation, biological process: intracellular iron ion homeostasis. Gene Ontology annotation, cellular component: cytosol; nucleus. The transcript has 4 exons. Gene Ontology annotation, molecular function: 2 iron, 2 sulfur cluster binding. The coding region runs from base 1 to 255 and encodes 84 amino acids. Lineage: Eukaryota; Fungi; Chytridiomycota; Chytridiomycetes; Spizellomycetales; Powellomycetaceae.
AUGCCAGUAGCAAAAGCACACCUCGAAGAGGCUAUCAAGUCCAAGCUGGAAGCCGAGCACGUUGACGUGAUCGACACAUCAAACGGCUGUGGGCAGUCUUUUGAGGUAGUGAUUGUUUCGAAGCUGUUUGAGGGGAAGCCGACAUUACAAAGACAUAGAUUGGUGAAUGAGGCCCUGAAAGAUGAGAUAGCACAGAUCCACGCCUUCACUCAGAAAACGUAUACCCCCGAACAAUAUGCAAGUUUAAAGAAAUAG